This is a messenger RNA of Apis dorsata (giant honeybee), 1900 nucleotides long. Its product is annotated as rho guanine nucleotide exchange factor 3-like. The transcript has 5 exons. NCBI's taxonomy places the organism in Eukaryota, Metazoa, Arthropoda, Insecta, Hymenoptera, Apidae. The record is from RefSeq and is a predicted model, not a curated record. Gene Ontology annotation, biological process: positive regulation of Rho protein signal transduction. Gene Ontology annotation, molecular function: guanyl-nucleotide exchange factor activity. The coding region runs from base 411 to 1820 and encodes 469 amino acids.
GGGGGUAACUAAAAGCAACAGCUUUGUUUCUAUCCAUUUGAAUAAUGUAAAAGUUUUCCUACCUUAUAAAUAAUAUUAUAACGAUAAAAAACACUGUAAAAAUUAAAGGAAUCAUUAUGCUAGAAUAAAUAGAAAAUAUCCUAAAAUUUAUAUUUGUCGCGUUUAUACUGACGGAUUGUUUUUCUCAAAAGCUUGCGUAGUUUAACGGUUACCUUGUAUGGAAUAAUACUGCAUAUAUUUCAAUUGUGCGUAAAUUUUUGAAAGUUUAAAGAAAUGUAUGAUGAUAGUAAUAAUACAAAUAAAGAUACUUUUCCAGAACCUCGAAAAAAAUUUUGGCUGUGACAUUUUCUAAUGUUACGAAUUAGCGAACAAGAAAACGACCAAAAAGUGAUGCUAUCAGUAUCAAUUCAAUGGACAUAUCUAUUGAAUCAGAUGUAAUAAAAAAGAAAAAGAGAAGAAGGAUUACAGAAGUGGCCAGCAGCAUUUUUUCUUCUUCUACUUUAAGUAAUAAACAAGGAAAUAGUAUUCAUAGAUCUUUCACAAUUCAAUCAAAUGCAACAGACUUAUCAUUUGUGAAUAAUGAAAUAGAUACAGGAACAUUAAAAAUAAAACACAAGAAAAGUAUUGAAAAUUCUAAUAAUUUUACACUUAGAAGCUGGGUAGUUGACGUGGCAAAUACAAGUACUAAGGAUAGACCUAACUAUGUUUUAAAUAGAAAAGAAGUAAAAAAACAAGAAGCAAUUUAUGAAUUGUAUUGUGGAGAAAAUGUAUUCAUUAAUGAUUUAUGUGUUCUCAAAGACUUUUAUUAUGAGCCACUAAUAAACAGUAAUAUUUUUACUCCUGAUGAAUUAAAUAUAAUUUUUGGAGAUAUAACAAAUCUUAUUGAAAUACAUAAUAGAUUAAAAGAUGAAUUAAUUGAUUUAAGAGAUAAAUAUGGAUUUACAGAAACUGUUGGAUCUACAAUAUUAAAUUGGAUUCCAAUAUUAACAAAACCAUACUUAGAAAGAUGUAGAACACAAAUAUGGGCAAAACAUUUAUUAGAUGAAAAAAGAUUAACAAAUAAACGAUUUCAAUCAUUUUUAAAAAAACGUUUAGAAUCUCCACAUUCUGUAGAUUUAUGGACUUACAUAGAUGUAGCAAGAUCAAGAAUUGUUAAAUAUCCUUUAUUGAUUAAAGAAAUGCUAAGGCAUACUGCAGCAACACAUAUAGAUCAAACAUAUUUAAAAGAAGCAUAUGAUUUAAUAUGCAAUCUACUUAAAAAUAUAGACAAAAUUAUGGGAGAUGAGGAAUGCAAGUUGGCUCAAUCAAAAAUUAAUAUAAAACCAGAUUAUGAUCCUACUAAAUGUAUUAAAAAUGCGACAGAAUUAAUUACUCAAGGACAACUUAAAGAUAUAAGGGGAAUGAAAUUUCAGUGUUUUCUUUUUGACACGGCUUUUGCAAUAACUCGUGGUACAAGAUCUAUAAGUAAGAAGUAUAACUUAUUUUAUCCCGUUAUACCUAAAGAGCAGAUUUGCAUAAGUACAGUUGAAAAAUCUGAUGUAUCUUAUGGAUUUAAAAUUGGAGAUCAUAUUUUAAUAACUGAAGAUGACCAUGGAAAAAGACAUUGGAUUGAUUCAUUUAAUAAAAUUUAUAAAUGCAGUAUUAAUUCACUAGAAAAUGUAAUUAAUAUCAAUGAAAAGGAAAAUGAAGAAAUUUUGACUCCAUCAAAAAUAAAUCGAUCCUCUAGAUUGUCUAUAAAUAAAAUAAGUGAAAAUCAUCUUUCAUUAACAUUAAAGAGGAGUUUUUUAAAACGCAAACGUAGCAGCAUUGGCUUUGUUUAAACAUUAUAAUAUAAUUUUAAAUUUCAUUUUGAAUUAUUUCGUUAUAUUCAAUACUAUAUACCAUACUAUAUAUAAAUAAA